UCCCCGCCGCCGCGCUCAGAGCCCGGGCUCGCUCUGCCAGUGGGAAGAUGGCGACGGACGGCGCGAGCGGGGAGCCCGGCUCCAGCGGCCGGGGCGGCCCGACGGCAGCGAAAAGAGAGUUUGAUGUAGACAAUCUUAGCAAACCAGAACUGAGGAUGCUUUUGAGUGUUCUAGAAGGGGAGCUGGAAGCUCGAGAUCUUGUGAUCGAGGCUUUAAAGGCACGGAGGAAGGAGAUUUUUAUUCAGGAACGGUAUGGGAGAUUUAAUCUUAGUGACCCAUUUCUGGCUCUGCAGAGAGACUAUGAGGCAGGUGCUGGUGAAAAAGACAAGAAAUCCAUCUGUACCAACCCACUUUCCGUCUUAGAAGCUGUUAUGGCUCACUGCAGAAAAAUGCAAGAAAGAAUGGCCGCUCAGUUGGUUGCUGCAGAAAACAGACAAAAGAAGUUGGAAAUGGAGAAAUCCCAGUUACAGGCGCUUGAAAUGGAACAUAAAAAACUAUGCGCACGACUUGAGGAAGAGCGUGGCAAGAAUAAGCAUGUUGUGUUAAUGUUGGUGAAAGAAUGUAAACAGUUAUCCAGCAAGAUAGUAGAGGAGGCCCAGAAACUAGAAGAUGUCAUGGCAAAAUUUGAGGAGGAAAAGAGGAAAGCUGGUGAACUGGAGGAAUCACUUGUAGCUGAGAAGCAACGGAGCACGCAAAUGGAAGCCCAGAUGGAAAAACAGCUUUCAGAGUUUGACACGGAAAGGGAGCAACUGCAUGCUAGACUUAGCCGAGAGGAAGCACACACCAGUGAUCUCAAAGAAGAGAAGGAACGAAUGAGGAAAAUGAUUGAGCAGUUGAAAAAGGAAAACAAUAGCAAACUACACCUCUCCCUCCCCCGCAGGAGUAAAGAUAGAGGUUCUGUGUCUGUGUCUGUUGGGACAGAGGGGCCGGCUCUGAGGACGCUUGCCUGCCAAACAGAUGCAGUAUUAUUAGAGGGCGGCAGCGAAAACAUUAGGAAGUUGCCUUUGACUGUACCUGUAAAGCCUUCGCUCUCUGGCCACACGAAGAUGAAUGCAGGAUUUGUGAAACCACUCAUUGACAGGCAUUCUUCCUGUAGUGACCUCCUGCUGUCCCCGUCGACUUCCGUUCCGACGCCCACUCAAAGCAGAACUGAGGAGAAUGGACCGAGUACCUCACCAGACGUAACAAAUAUACCUUCCCCUUUUCCAAAUAAUGUUGCAUCCUCUCCAGCACCUCAGACCUACUUGCAGGCUUCGUCUGUGCACUCUUUGCAUUCUCCAUCCGCCGUUGGACAUCAGGGUCUGAAUCCACGUGUCCAGGCAGCUAGGUUUAGAUUUCAAGCCAACACAAAUGACCCAGACCAAAACGGAAACACUACCCAAAGCCCUCCCUCAAGAGAUGUAUCACCCACAAGUCGAGACAACCUAGUUGCCAAGCAGCUAGCUCGGAAUACAGUCACCCAAGUCCUUUCAAGAUUUACAAGUCCUCAGGGCACAGCUACUGGACGGCCAGGAAUGUCCCAUUCAAUAGACGCUGGAACGUAUCCUCCUCCUGUUGGUAGAAUGAGUUUAAAGACUCCAAAUGUGUCAAGAAUUGACAGAGGAAACCCUCCACCCAUUCCUCCUAAAAAGCCAGGCCUUUCACAAACUCCUUCACCGCCACACCCACAGCUUAAAGUAAUUAUGGAUAGUGGUCGAUCCCCUAAUAUAGGUGCCAAAACAGAGAGCAAAACCUUAGUUUCACCUCCUUCCAGUACACCUCAAGGAAUCAGGGUAAUAAAUGAGGAAGUUUUGUCUAAGUCCUCACCUCAGCUGCCACCCAAACCAACAAUAGAUAUAUCUGUGGCAUCUGCAGGCUGUGCCAUACCAGCCAUGGCCACAUCUCAGGUGGGUGCCUGGCCUUCCCAAUCCCCUGGACUGAACCAACCUGCAUGUUCAGAAAGUUCCUUUGUCAUUCCCACCACCAUUGCCUGUAGCUCCUCCAUAAACCCUGUUAGUGCUUCAUCCUAUAGACCAUGUGAUUCAGACAGCCUACUGGUAACAGCAUCAGGCUGGUCUCCCUCCCUAACCCCUUUAUUAAUGAACGGUGGUCCUGUCCCCCUGGGUGGCAGGCCCACCCUUCUUCACCAAGCUGCUGCCCAGGGAAAUGUCACUUUAUUGUCAAUGCUGCUUAAUGAAGAAGGUCUGAACAUUAACGACUCCUCUGAAGAUGGCUAUUCUGCCUUGUAUUCUGCUGCUAUGAAUGGACAUACAGAUUGUGUAAGAUUGCUGCUGACUUCAGAAGCACAAGUUGAUCUUGUUGAUAAAAAUGGUUUUACACCCUUGUGUUCAGCAGUUGCUCAGGGACAUUGCAAAUGUGCAGAAUUAUUAAUCAUGUAUCGUGCUGACAUUAAUCAUGCUGCUGAAAGGGGAGAGACACCUCUGUACUUGGCCUGUGGGAAUGGAAAUGACGAAUGUGUCAAACUCUUGCUGGAGGCUGGAGCCGACAGAAGUGCAAAAACCUGCGAUGGCUGGACCCCAAUCCAUGCAGCUGUGGAUGCUGGUCAUGUUGACUGCUUAAGACUUCUUAUGUACUACAGAACACCAGAAAGUGGAAACUUUGCGAAUGAAGCAGAUACUGAUCCCUACAUCUUUGACUUGGAGUGUGAAGAAGACAGCCUGAGCCGCAGUGCAAACCCCAUCGUUUCUGCUGACCUCAUCAACCACUCUGACAAAGAAGGCUGGACUGCAGGCCAUAUAGCGGCAUCAAAAGGUUUCAAGAGCUGCCUGGAGCUCUUGUGCAGCCAUGGUGGACUAGAAGCUGAGAGGAAAGAUAAAUGCGACAGAACGCUCCAUGACGUCGCUACCGAUGAUUGCAAGCACCUUCUGGAGAAUCUGAAUGGUCUGAAAAUCCCUUUACAGAUUGCAGUUGGCCAGGUAGACGACUGGUGCAUGGAGGACCUUGAAAUGGAAAACACCAUAAGUGUGCUAAACAUCCGCAAGCAGACAACAUGGGAUGACCUUUCAAAAACAGUGAGUCAGGCGGUGACAAACCAUUUCCAAGCAGUCACCUCUGAUGGAUGGAGGAACCUGGAAGACUCAGCACUGAACAACACUGUGGAAUCCAGCAUCGGCCUCACUACCAGCAGUAUAUUAUCCAUCAAGCUUGGCAAUAUUUCAUGGUCAACAGGUCAGAGGUUUCCCCAGACACCUUGGGAGUUUUUGAAAAGGAACCAGACAGAACAUAUAGUCAUAUUUUUGCUAGGCCCUCAAGAAAGCUGCCUGCACAGUGUGGCUUACGCCUCUAUGAUCCAUCUUCAGACACUACAGAAUUACCUGAGGCUGGUGGAACAGUACCGCAGUGUUAUCUUCCAUGGUCCAGAAGGAAGCUUGCAGGAUUAUGUAGCCCACCAGAUAGCCCUCUGCAUGAAGCAUAAGCAACUGGCUUCAGGAUUCAGCUGUGAAAUAGUCAGAGUGAAGAUAGAUGCUGAUUUCUCCAAGGAGCAACUUGCAGACUUGUUCAUUAGUAGCGCUUGCCUGAUCCCAGUGAAACAGCCUUCAGUAAGCAAGAGAAUCAUUGUCAUUCUGGAGAGUUUGGAGAAGGCUUCAUUGUUGGAAUUGCUGGGGGAGUUUCUGCAGCCUCUUGAAAACCGCGGUGCUGAUAACCCCUGUACUUUAAAGAAAGCCAGUGGAGUGUCUGAUGCAUACUACUUCCAUGAGAACUGCUUCCUUAUGGGGACCAUUGCAAAAUCUCGGCUUCAGGGCUCUGACCUAAUAGUCCAGCAGCAUUUCCUGUGGGUCCAGCUCCGGUGCGACGGGGAGCCAAUCCAUGGCCUCCUCCAGAGAUUCUUACGGAGGAAGGUUUUAAGCAAGUUCAGAGGUAAAAUGCCUCCUCCGUGUGAUCCGGUGUGCAAGAUGAUGGAGUGGAUCCUUGCAGUCUGGCACCAGCUGAACUCGUGCUUGUCACGGCUGGGCGCACCCGAAGCACUAAUUGGGCCAAAGCAUUUCUUUUCUUGUCCAGUGGUGCCUGGUCACAGCCAUGCCACAGUGAAGUGGAUGUCCAAAUUAUGGAAUGCUGUCAUUGCACCCCGAGUUCAAGAAGCAAUUCUCUCCAGAGCUUCUCUGAGAAGACCAACGGCACUGGGACAGACUACAGUCAAGAAAAGUCCAAGCCAAGGACAGCAGGCUGUGGUGAAAGCUGCUCUCAGCAUCUUGUUAAACAAAGCGGUUCUUCAUGGCUGCCCUCUUCCCAGAGCAGAACUGGAUCGGUACAUUGCUGAUUUUAAAGGAGGGAACUUCCCUCUUUCUGUGGUAUCAGGCUACAAGAAUUGCUCCAAGAAAAAGGGGGAAGGCGCUGCUUGGAGAAAAGUGAGCACAAGUCCUCGCAAGAAGCUGGUCCACUCCUCAGCCCAGUCGUGGAGCAAGAAAGAAGAAAAUGUAGAAGGAAUAAAAUCAAAGAACGUGUUGCAGGAAAAUGGCAACAAAAUUGCUUCUCUGACAAAAAAAUCUCUAGAUGACGACACACUAAGCUUGGAUCAGAGGCUAUCCCUUGGUUCUGAUGAUGAAGUUGACCUUGUACAGGAACUUCAGAGCAUGUGUUUAAGCAAAUCCGAGUCUGACAUAAGCAAGAUUGUCAGUUCGAAGGAUGAGUUGAUGGUGAUGAUCAGUAAUUCUCAGAAGGAUCCUGUGUUUUCAGCAAACAUCAUCAAUGCAAAUACAUCAGCAUCACAGCAGGAUGGGGAUCCCAGGAUCUGUCCUCUCAGCAGCAGUCGACCUGUGGAAUGCAGCAACAAUAAACCAAAAACUGAAUCUUUCAAGAGUGGCGUUUCAAGAAUGAAAUCUUUUCUUCCUGUUCCCAGAAGUAAAGUCAGCACUAAGCAAAGCAGCAGCAAUACAAGGCAAAUAGAGGCAGUGAGUGACUCGAAAGAAGAAAUUUGGAACACGCACAAAAAAAUGCAACUUGAAAAAUACGAAUAAAUACACCUGCCUCCCAUUCAUUCUUUUUCCUUCCUUCCUCAUCCUUUCCGUACUUUGAGUAACCUUGGAGAACAAAUUCAUUCACGUGUGUAAAUAAUUUUUAAAUUGUUUUCUUUGGUUAAAAUGGUGUAUAUGGGACCACAGUUUAUUUUCUAUGUAAAUAUAAGCUGUUUAUAAUGAAAAUAUUAGAUUAUAUCAAAUUGAUCCCUUGGUAGUAGAGAGUGCUAGCUUCUUUAAAUGAUUUUCUAAUCCAAAAUGUCCUUAUUGUUUAAUUAUAUUCAGGGGCAUCACCACAGGAAGUGUGGGGAUAUGUGUGUGCACAUGUAAAUACAGUAUAAAUAUAUAUCUAUAUAAGACUUGAUCCAGAGAUACCUAUGUACAAAUGGCUGUUGCACACGGCUAGUGCCACAUGUCAGUCUUCAAGGGAGAGAUGUAUUCAUUGCAUUAAGAUGCAGAUAGCCAGCCAGGAAGGGCCAACUGGUUAUCCACAACCGCAUUGUUCAAGCGGCCACUUCUGCUGGGCAUCACCUUAUGCAUUCAGAGACUUUACCUGCAGGCCUGCUCUGCUAGUCUGCAUGAGCGUCUCAUGCAGUUCUCUGCAUAGGGAAAAAAACAGUGGCGGGGUCCUUUGUUUUCUGCAAAAAGCAGGACCCAGGACGUUUGCAUGUGUGAAAAUGCUCUCCUGCACAUGUGAGACACCUGCAGAAGGAGGAUAAGUGGAUCAGGGUGAUAAAUUUUAUAAUAGUUAUAUGCUGACUUUCCCGUGUUCUGUUUCAUACAUUAGGUUGCACAAUUCUGUACAGUACUGGCUUCGAGCUAAUGUACCUGUGUUUUCAAGGCAAAAAAGUUUCAGUGUUCACUUUCUGAAAAGUGAAUAGAAUGUGGCAAUAAUGGAAAGGAUUGGAAAUAUUGCCAAGUUACUUUCAGUUAUCAUCUGCAUUAAAUAUUUUAAUUGCCCAGAGUACUAGGCAGCUUGGCUUAUUUCUUGUCUCUCUCUUGUGUUACUUCAAUUUGGCAGUCCAAUUCCCUUUAGAAUUAUAAUUUGCGCAGAUUUUGCUUUUCUGUUAAAAACAGGAGGUACAAAACUUAUCAUAAGCAAUUUGUGGUCAUUUGUCCUAUAUAUUUGUUGGGUAGUGGAGAAAAGAAUCACAAUUAAUUGUAUAAACUAUUCGAUAUGCUAUAAAACCUUUCCCCAUUUGCUCAUUCUUGACAUACAUGAAUUUAGGAUAUUGUGUUAAAAGACAGCACUAGAUAACAACACAAUUAUCAAAAGUAAAAACAGCAAUAACUGAUAGGAGGGAGGGACAUAUAAUUUAUGUAUUCUGUCUGGGAUAAUAUUUUAAUUGCUAUUCACCUGAGCAGCUAUUCCAUUCUGCAUUUGUUGUCCUCAUGGAAUAUUUUCCAUAUUCAUGGUGGGAAAACCUAUCAUUCAGGUGUGCAUUUUCUCUUCUAUUCCUGUCUUGUCACCAUUUUUUUUAUAAAUGAGUAGACACAGUUUCCUUCAGAGCGGACGUCAAAACCACCUGGUGAAUUCUUAAGUCUGUGCCCUCCCUUCAAUUCAUGCUGUGAAGAAACUCAGCUGAACCGCUUCACAAGAAAGUUGUGAAAUCAACUGUCACAUUAAAUGUUCUCCUGUCGUCAUGCCAAUAAAACCCUUUUUUGUACUGCA
Molecule: messenger RNA, 6624 nt
Organism: Eublepharis macularius
Lineage: Eukaryota; Metazoa; Chordata; Lepidosauria; Squamata; Eublepharidae
Gene: CTTNBP2
Product: cortactin binding protein 2
Biological process (GO): regulation of synapse organization
Cellular component (GO): glutamatergic synapse
Molecular function (GO): protein binding
Source: RefSeq, a predicted model, not a curated record